Molecule: messenger RNA, 3406 nt
Organism: Thalassophryne amazonica
Lineage: Eukaryota; Metazoa; Chordata; Actinopteri; Batrachoidiformes; Batrachoididae
Gene: gtf3c3
Product: general transcription factor IIIC, polypeptide 3
Exons: 19
Coding region: 71-2875 (934 amino acids)
Biological process (GO): transcription by RNA polymerase III
Cellular component (GO): transcription factor TFIIIC complex
Molecular function (GO): protein binding
Source: RefSeq, a predicted model, not a curated record
AGUUUUCGUUGAACACGUGAUUGUAGCUCAUGUCGCUGUUUGUUUUUGAAGCGGACUCUUCUUGUGAGACAUGUCGGCUUUCGGCGCAGAGCUCAUCGACUACCUGGAAGGACAAAUCACCUUCGAGGAGUUUGACAGGAGAAGAAAUGAGCGAAAGCAGUGUAAAGUUUCCACUAAAGAUGAAGAAGAGCAAGAAGAAAAAGAUGAUGAUGAUGAUGAUGCUCAGCCGUCCACCUCAGGGCAAAUGGCUACAAAAAUCGAGGAGGGAGUCAGCCCGGGAGUCCAGCUAGCCUUUGCCUCCAUGCUAGGAGAAGUGCCAGAAGCUCAGUCGUCAGAAUCGGAGGAGGAAGAAGAUGACCUGAGCUACGCUGAUGACGAAAAUGAUGAAGAUUACAGAGUGGAUCAGGAGGAGGAAACGAUGGAGCCAGUGAAGACAAAGAAGAGGAAAAGUGGGGGAGGCAAGCUUGUGAGACAGAAGAAGAAGAAGCAGGAGGUGGAGAAUGUGAGCGUGGGGGACGUGUUUGCUCUGGAGAUGGAGCUGAACCGAGAAAACAAGAAGAUGAUGAAGCGUCAUAAUCGCAGCAAGCUAUCCCGGGCUUUGAGAGGCUUGAUGGGAGAAGCCAACAUCCGCUACGCCCGCGGAGACAAAGAGGACGCCAUUUUGAUGUGCAUGGAGAUCAUCAGACAGGCUCCUAUGGCUUAUGAACCAUUCUCCACAUUAGCUAUGAUCUAUGAAGAUAAUGAAGACCUGAACAAGGCGCUGCAGUUCGGUCUGAUUGCCGCUCACUUGAACCCCUCAGACUCUGAAGAAUGGAUCAGGAUGGCAGAAAUGUCCCUGGAGCAAAACAAUGUCCGACAGGCCAUCAUCUGCUACAAUAAAGCCAUAAAGAAUGACCCCACCAAUAUACACUAUCUGUGGGAGCGCUGCAACCUCCAGUUGCGUCUGGGCGAAAACAAGCAGUGCAUGGAUGGCUACCGCAAGAUCCUGUCACUGCUGCCAAUGGAAGAUGGAAAACACUUUAUACAACUCUCCAAAGACAUGGCCAAGAGUUACUAUGAGAGUAACGACUUGCCUGCAGCACUCGGUGUUACAGAGGAGGCGCUGGUGCGACACGCAGACCUGGUCACAGAUGACUUUGUCAACAUGGCAGCUGAGCUUUACAUUGCCAACCGCCAAUACAACAAGGCUCUGCAGGUCUUGGUCCAGUUUUCAGGUAUAGUUUUGGUCAGAGCUGAACCCACUUCAGACUCCACUGCACAGGAGGUGAAGACUGAACAGGAAGAUGAGAAAAAUGAGGAGGCUGCAGUGUUGAAGGUGCAGGAGGACAUGGCGACAGAGGAACCGGGAAAAAUCAAGGCGGUGCAAAUACCAGACAGUGUCCCAGUGGACCUCAGGGCUAAGUUAAUUGUCUGUCUCAUCCACCUCCAUAUGUACGCACCUGUAGAGGUAUUGGUGACAUCGCUGAUGGAGCAGAGUGCAGAGGAUAUUGGUGACUUGUACCUGGACGUAGGUGAAGCUUACAUGGACGAGGGCGAGUACUUGUCUGCUCUGCCUUUGCUCUCCUCUCUCGUCAUAUCUGAAAAGUACAACCUGGCUGUUAUUUGGCUCCGACAGGCAGAGUGUCUGAAGGCACUGGGCCACAUGGAGGCAGCAGCAGAUGCCUACACAAAGGUGGUGGAAUUGGCUCCACAGCAUCUGGAGGCCCGGCUUUCUCUAGCUACCCUGCAGCAGCAGCUGGGGCGGCCGCAGUGCGCCCUGAAGGCCCUGGAGUCCAUGUACGACAGCGACACACUGGCACAGGACUCUUCAGCUGCACAAAAGGAAUUGAAACUGCUCUUGCAUCGCUCCACUCUGUUAAAGACUCAAGGCCAAGUACAGGACUAUCUGGAUGCUGUGAUUUCCAUGAUCUCCAUGCUGCUUAAGGUGGCCAUGCAGCGAGCUAAAGUCUGUGUUCGCUCAGUAAAUGUGUCAGGCAAGACUCACCUGAGGCUGGUGAAGGUCAAAGAUAUGCAGUCUGACAUCGCUGACCAGGAAGCUGCCUACCGAGACAACACAGGUAAAACCAGUGUGCUGUCCAAAGAGGACUGGUGGCAGCUGCUGAUGUGCUGCCUUUCAACACUUUGUGAAAUUCACCGCUACCAGGAGGCCGAGCUGCUUGUCGACUCCGCCAUGGAAUUCUUCUCCUUCUAUGACAACAAGCCCAAGAGGAAGGAGCUGGAGUUCUUUGGCCUGUCCGCCGCCUUCCUCGACCACAACUACUUCAAAGCCUACGACUACAUCAGAUUGAUGCUGAUGGAAAAUGUUGACGUUCCACAGCUUUGGAAUAUUUUCAACCAGGUGACGACUUCUGCGCAGCACCAGCGUCACCAUCGCUUCUGCCUGCGCCUGCUAUUAAAACACCCUCAUAACCACGCCCUGUGUGUCCUGUGUGGACACAAUGCCAUGGUGUCGGGAAGUUUCAAGCAUGCUCUGGGACAGUAUGUUCAGGCCUUCCAGACUCACCCUGAAAACCCGCUCUGCAGCCUCUUUGUGGGACUCACCUUUUUCCACAUGGCUUCACAAAAAUUUGUCAGCAAGCGGCAUCCGCUGAUACUGCAGGGAUUUUCGUUCCUGUGGCGGUACAUGGAGUUGCGUGGGGAAUGUCAAGAAAGCACAUACAACCUGGGGAGGGCUCUGCAUCAAAUGGGUCUGACCCAUCUGGCCAUACAUUACUACCAGAAAGCACUUGAACUUCCUGCAGAGAAACUGGAGGGUAUUGCAGAUGAUCAGGUGGAUUUAAGGAGGGAGAUUGCCUUCAACCUCUCCAUGAUCUACCAGUCUAGUGGCAACAUCGAGAUGGCCCGUCAGCUCAUCAACACGUACUGCAUUGUUUGAAAAGCAGCAAAGGUUCUUUGGAAGUUUGUUACUGUGUGUUGGGACACAGUAGAUUUUAGACUGAUUCAUUUUGUGGAAGUACUUUUCAUUUAUUUGAUUUGCUCAAUUUGCAUAUAUAUGCGUGUGUGUGUGUGUGUGUAUUUGGGGGGGUGGGGUUGGCUGAGCCCACAUUUGUGUUCACAUUUCUGCACCAGCUACGAGAUGAAUGUGGAUUAUUUUUGAUGGAUAUGAGAAUUAAAUGACAUUUUAUCAGUAUUCAUGAUUUUCCUGUCAUCAUGGAUUUUGUUGUGCAGCCUCUCAUUACUGCAUGUACUAGAGUUCCUACAAGGAUUUUGUGGUAUUUUGUUGUUAAGCUUCCUGAUGUUGUAAAAAAUGUAAAUUCUUAAAGCUUUGAAAUACCAGAACGAAUGGUUUUUCAACAUGCAUCAAAUUGUCAUCAAAUUGUUCUCUCAGUGAAUGAGCCAUCAUAUGGCCGCAACCACUGUGGUGCUGUUAAAACAAAGAUUGUGGAGAUAUUAUGCUAUUUUUGAU